Molecule: messenger RNA, 5093 nt
Organism: Procambarus clarkii (red swamp crayfish)
Lineage: Eukaryota; Metazoa; Arthropoda; Malacostraca; Decapoda; Cambaridae
Gene: oaf
Product: out at first
Source: RefSeq, a predicted model, not a curated record
AUCUCUUGAGCAAAAGCAGCUUCGUCGGUCUGUGCAGAUGCCAACGGAGCCUUUAGUUCAUUAUUUAUAAUAUUUUGGCAGUAUGGAGUGAGGAAGAAAUGGUGAGGGACACCAUGGGAUACUAUAUGGUGUUAGUGUUGGUGACGGUGAGCUGUGGGUGUGGGGCCCAGCUGGUGGUCAACGUUAACACCCAGAGUGGCGAGGUUUUCAAGGAAACAAUUACUGCAAAUAUUUCUGACGAUUCAGUUGUACUAGAAUUUCCUCAGAAUGAUGGUACAUAUAUCACACAACUUAUUGACUUCAAACAAGAGUUGCAGAUCUUUAAGGUGAUUGUCUUAGGCGAGGAAGAACUGGGUCAGAGUCAGUAUCAGGUCAUGUGCUUCAUUUUGCGAUUUUUCAAGAGCAACUUCAUUUCUUCUGAUGCAAUGUCUAAGCUGAGGCAGAAAAAUCCUGGCACUGUUCGAACUCCAGAAGAGGACCGAGGAACAGAAGAAAUAGAACUUGAUGUGAGUGUGGACGUAACUAGAUCAAAUAUUCUUUCUCCACACAUUCCACAAAUGUGUGCAUCAGCUGCUACUUCCACUUAUGCUUCAGACCGAGAUAUUAAACUGUGGGCUACACAAAGAAGAGAACUUGAUGGUGAUUGGUCAUUAGUGAGUGAUGUGACACACCAUCUCCCUACACGUGGAGUGGCCAGGUGUGGAGAUGGUGGCCGAGAAUUCUCAAAUCCAUGUGCUUGCCAUUACCAGGUAUGCAUUGCAUGGUAUCCUUGUGGCCUGAAAUACUGCAAAGGAAGGGACAAUUCUGGCAAAGCUGUGUCAUACCGCUGUGGCAUUCGCACCUGCCGCAAGUGUCGGAACUUCAGCUACUUUGUGCCGCAACGACAGCUGUGCCUUUGGGAUGACUAAAUUGAAUUCUCGAAGUUGAUUAGUUGCUUCAGAUAUGUCCCUGGUAAAUUACUGGUGUGAACCAUGCUGGAAUUUAUCUGGGAUAUUAUUAGCUGCAUACUAGUUUUUGUAUCGGUUUAGGUUUUUGCUGCUAAUUAUAUCGUGCCAUAUUAAAUUUUAUUUUUGUACAGUACUGUAGUAGCUUUUAUUUUUAAUAAAUAAAAAAGCAUUUUAAAUAAAAGAUGGUAUUCUUUAUACAGUAUUUGUUUAAAGAAUCCACCUUUUUAUAAUUUUUGUACAGUAUAACUAAGGUUUUAACAGAAUACUCCUAGUACAGUCUCCCUCUGUAUUGUAACUUUUAUAUAACACCAGUGUUGCUUCCCAUGCAUGAAAGUUAUAUGUUAACCUAGUUCUCAACCAAUUUUUUUAUCUUUUUAGUUAUAUUGAAGUGUUAUUUAAAGUAUAUAUGGGGAAUCUUCAUGAUUGUCUGUAAUUAAAAUGAAAGAAGGUCAAGUAAAAAUGUUUAUUAAAUAUUUGUAAAAAAUAGAAAAUGAGAGUAUCACUGGUUGUUCAGGCAGGUUUACAAGCUAUCACAGUGAGCCUGAGAAAACACACUUUGGCUUGCCUCUGCACGCAGCUCAGCCAAUGAAAAUAGGGUGUGGGGCAGUAGCUAAUGGUUGUAAGCAUUAGUGCAAUUGGUGUCGUGUUGCAAUUUGUCUAGUCAAAGGUCUUUUUAACACCAUUUUUGAAGCCAUGUGAUAUUCACAUUAUAGAAAUAUAGCUGUUCUUUCUAGAUCAGCAUAAUAGAACUGCAUCAGGGUGAUGGAUAGUUAUUUUACUUUACCAAACUUUACUUUAAUUAAGAGUUUAAUUACUAAUAAUAAUUAAAUCAUUGUUGGGGACAGGUAGCCAGUUUAUACAUACAGUACAUGUUAGGCUUAUAUCGAGGUCCUCACACGGUCGAAUUACUGGCCCUCCCCAGGGUGCAAUCCCACAAGAAGCUGAUUAACUUCUGGAUACUUAUUUACUGUUAGGGAGACAGGGACAUUAGGUGAUAGGAAACGUGCCCAACCAUUUCUGUCCUGCCCAGGAUUCUAACCUGGAAUUCUCGACUGUGAGUUUAGAACGAACCCGACUUUACUACCGGGACCCUAACUGGCAUAUACACCACACAAAGGGACCAUCCACCCCCCUUGGUGGCCGGUGCCUUGAUGUGGUGAGGGGACUCACAUUUGCCACCUGCAGGUAAAGCGACGGCCUCGCUUCCUGCAGGUUGAUGUUCAGUUCCCAACCGUCCAAGUGGUUGAGCACCAUUCCUUUCUCCUCGUCCCAUCCCAAAUCCUUAUCUAGACCCUUUCCAAGUGCUAUAUAGUCAUAAUGGCUUGGCAUCUUUCCCUGAUAAUUCCCUCCCUCCCCUCUCCUGCUUGCUGGAGCAGUGCACAAGCUAAGUAUGUCCCUAUAUGUUGGCCAUGUAUGGAGACCUGGACAUGUCCUUAUGUUCCUUCAUCUGAGAGUUGAACCUACCCAGUGGUCUCCCUGUAAGGGGGGGGGAGGCAACAUGUUGCUUAUGUGAGGGAGUGGGGAUAACAUGGGACAUUUAGUGUGACCCCACCUCAACCAAUUUGAUUGUCUAGCUUAGCCCUUCCUAGUUAGACAUCAGGUCAAGUGAGCAUUGUGGAGUUGGUGUAUGUAUCGGUCCCUAGGAUACUGUUUGACCCCUCAAUGCUUACUCAUAUAUACUGUUCCAGUUACCCCAGGUGUUGCUUGCCCAUGUGCUCUCCAUGGUGAUGUUGGGCGGCGAAGUCUUUUUCAAAUUACUUGUAUGUAUACGUACAGUACUUCUAACCCUCUUUCCUCUUCUCAGAGUCGUGAGGUGGAUGACCAGGUCCCCGAAUCAGACCAUGUUGGAAGUUUGGACUCCAUGGCUCCAACUGUGGUGGGCCUAAACCUGGCUUAGUCUCAGACUAUCCCAAAUGACCCUUUCUGUUCCCCUCCUAUUUGCUCUUUGGCAGGGUUGAGCUCAAAGUGCCUGGUGGUGAGUACCUCUUCACUGGGUGUGGUUGUGUCUUUUAUUGGGACAACUUUGCUGUUUACUCCCCCUGGUUCAUGAGAGUUUUGGUACCGUUGCCACAUUUGUGUGUUUUUCUUCUAUCUCUGCUGCAUUCCAGGAUUUGGCUCUACUAUGUGGCCUAGGUAUUUAAAUCUUUGUCAUGGACAUACCUGACCUGACUUGCACAGCCAUUAGCAUUUGGUUGACUGUGGAUUCCCAAGUUACUUUUAACCUCGCCCUGGACUGGCAUUCGUGUAGUUGUGCCCCUUCUCCGAUAUGUGGCUAAAAGUGUUCCCUGUGGCUCUCUGACCAUCAUUUCCAACCUUCUUUCUCACUUGCCAGGUUAGUGCUGCUUCUUUACUUCCUCCUUCUCUUUCCUCAGUGCCCUCUUUCACUUUUCCACCCCAUCUUUUCAGUCUUCCUUACUUGUCAUUUGCCUUUCCCACAACUGUCUGCCCAACUGAUGUCCACCCUCCUCCCAGUCAUCUUCAUGUUGUCUACUCUUGUUCUCCUUCUCCAACUGAAACUAUGUUGACCAGUGCACAGUACAUCGCUACUAGAAUGCUUAUCUAGCUACAAACAGAAAUCUGGUUCCUCUCCCUUUUACUCUUCGGUGGGUAAGAAGGCUUCUGUCCUUCCCCAAAUUUCCCCUUCCGCCUUGGUUCCUGCCUCUCCUCCCAUCUCGGUAGGGGAGUAAGCCGAUUUAGCUAUGGAACUUCCCGUAGCCCUUGAAUCUCCCUCUGAUACUGUCCCUGAUGAAGUGCUCACUGCUGUUUGUCAUUGUUCGCCCACCCUCCCUACAACAAUUGUCUGUUGCUGGGUUCCCAGCCAUAUUGGUAUUGCCUUAAAUAAGCGUGUGGACAUAAACACUAAGGGGGCUAUCCACACUUGUCAUUCUUCCCAAAAAGCAUUCCUCCUUCAGAUUUCUAGCUAAUCAUUCAUUCAUUGAUCAGAGAUUAUUGGCAAGGUCGUUGGUCUUUUGUUACAGGUAAACUGAGUGCUCAUAAGUGCAGCCUGUCCUCUUGACCAUCCUCCUACCACCAUAAUUGGCGGCAGGAAACGGCUCUGGUUAAGUUACAUAUUAGCCAUACGUGAUAACUUGUAGGUACUUGAUGGAAUGCUGCCCUGUCCCCUUAUUAUUUGAAUUGAAUUGUUCAUCUUAGUCAUGCACCUCAUUGUAGAAUGUCCCAAUUUUCAGGAUGUCUUGCGUGUCUUGCUUCCCAAAUGUCCUUUGUGAUCAUUUGUCCUUCAAUAGAAUCCAUAGUGAAUCUGAUAUCUUAUCACUUGCCUUAUGUACUUUUGUUCCUGUAUUGGCAUCCUCAGUAAUAUUUAACACCUUAUGAAUAUCCAGUGUCACUGAUGAUGCUACAUAAGUCUCCCCCUGCUUGGUGAUGCCUUUUGAUAAUUACUACUUACUAAUAAUGUCAAGAAAGAACUGACUGCUGCUUCUGCAGCACAAGGGACCAGGAACACAGGAAAUAUUCCAUAAAUAUGUACAAUAUGAAAUCAAAAUAAUAAGUCAAUGAUACAAAAUUAUAUAUUAUACAAUGAUGAUACACAAAUUAGAUUGCAGUCCCCUUUUAGGUUGAAGUCAUUUCUGACUACCUCUGACUCUUCAGAAGAACUGCCCAAGGUCUAGUGAAUCCAUUGUUAUACGAGGCACUGUACUACUGUUAAGAGCAUUCACAGAUAAUAGCUGUAACUUCAUACUGCUCUGAGGGCUACAGACUAGUCACUGAUCUUUUAGAUUAUUUUACAAAUAGGCCACAAACACCCUUGCUUGUCUGCUUGUUUUAUAAGAAAAGUUACUCUAAUAAGUCAAGAGAAAUUGUGUACUCUACAGUAACACUGUGACAUUAACAUUAAAGUAUGUAGAGUGGUUAUAUUUGUUAUUGUUGUUUACUUAUGUUUCAAAAUUGCAGGCAAACUUAGAUAGGUCUCUUUUUUUUUUUUUUUUUUUCCCAGUGAACUAUUGUUAUAUGUAAUGACAUGGUCAUUACAUAUAAGUGUAAUACUCAUUACUGCAGUUUUAUAGUGGUUGCCCAGGUAAUAUUCCUGUGUUAAGAAUUAUGUACAAAUUCUCUCAACAAACAUUACAAACAAAAUUUUAUGAAUUUUGUUGUGUUAUGAAUUUCUAAUAAAAAUUACCUAUAAUA